CAACGUCGGCCGGGAUGCAUCGUUCCCAACGGCGAGUCCUCUCUUUCCCUCUCUCUGUGGGAUGCGGCAUCGACCAUGAAGUCCGGCACGAGAGAGAGCUGGGCCUCCGCCUUCUCCGCCACAGCUCCUCACCGAGAUGGUGUGUCCCCCGAUCCUGCCGGUUGGUCCGUCUUCUCCGCGCUCGAUGUCCAGCAGCCUACCGCCUGCUCCAGAUCUGCGGCACCGGCGACUGAUUCACACACGCUGCCAAUCCUAAUUCGCCGAUUGGACCACUGGAAAUAUCUGGGUCGUCCUCGGCGGCGGCGUACCCGUGAAGCCAACCUUCGUGACCCGGCAUCCUCCUCACCAUCAGCCCUUCCGAGAUGUAGUGGCAUGAUCCACGGCGCCUUGCUGGGCGCGGCCUUACGCGAUGAAGGUUUCCGUCGGCACGGCCGCGUUGCUGCUCUCUCCAGGGUUCGAGACAGACAGAGCACGCAGUCGUUGAUGGAGGCAUUGUGGGUGCUGGUGUGGGCUAAGAUGGCGGAGGACAGACAUAGGAGACCAUGAGAACUUCGUGCACGAGCUUGCUGGCUUUUCGGGCGACCACCACAGCGGGCAACCCGGCGGCCAGGUGACCUCAUUCUUCUCCUCCUUCACAUCUCUAAUCUCUUCUAUGUCUUCAGUUUCAGUUUCAGUCCAGUCAGGACACAGGCCUUAGCAUGUGCAGAUUGUGGACGGUAGUUAUUUUUCUUAAGCAGCAUGCUGUAUUGAUAUUGAUCCGUACAGUAGUGGAGAAUAAUGAACGCACUAUAUACGAAAUGCCUACUGCUCUCUUUCUCAUAUUGCUCCAUAUAAAUCAAUUGGCAUCAAUGAAGUGCUCUGUCUGCUUAUCCUUUCGUGUUUGUCUUUCAGACUUCUUGCUCAAUUCUUUUGACAUGUCAUGU
Messenger RNA from Lolium rigidum, 923 nucleotides. RefSeq lists its product as uncharacterized. Lineage: Eukaryota; Viridiplantae; Streptophyta; Magnoliopsida; Poales; Poaceae. The coding region runs from base 76 to 546 and encodes 156 amino acids. The transcript has 2 exons. The record is from RefSeq and is a predicted model, not a curated record.